AGUUUGAACAUUAUGGAAGAUAGAGGAAAGGAAGAGAACAUAGCGGGCGCAGUUUUAAACGACGAUCUGGAGUUUUGGAUGACUCGGUUUCCGGCGCCACUCAAAAAUAUACCCAUAAUACAUCUGGCGAUACCCGGUUCUCAUGAUACCAUGACUUAUACGAUUGAUAGACACAACGACGUGGGACCAGACGAACCUGCUUUCAUUCGAACGCUCGGCCGUUACUGUUCAUUCGUUGCCAAGCCCAUUAUUUUAAAUUGGUCUAUUACACAACGCGAUGAUAUCAAGCAACAGCUUAAUGGCGGAAUCCGAUAUUUAGAUCUGCGCGUUGCCACAAAGCCGGGAACUAAUAAUUUAUACUUCCUUCACGGUCUGUACGGUGCAGAAAUAAGCAAGCCACUUCUCGACGUGGCCAACUGGCUUAGCUCGCAUGCGAAUGAGAUCGUUAUCCUGGACUUUCAGCAUUUCUAUGCUUUCAAGGAACUGGAUCAUCAUCGUCUCAUAGACAAAAUAACUCAAAUUUUCCGUGGAAAAUUGUGUCCGGUCUCAUCCAGAUUUCAUCACAUAACGUUGCAAUGGCUGGUCCUAAAGAGAUACCAGGUGUUCGUGAUUUAUAGGAACGUUUAUGCGCGUAAUUAUGCGAAUUUAUGGCCAUCCGGUCUCUGGCGUACCAUGUGGCCCAAUACCAUCCGCGUGGACGAAUUGAUUAAUUUUUUGAAUAUUGAACUACAGAGCAGAUCGUUGGACAUCGCAUUCAUAUCACAAUGCCUCCUGACGCCGGAUACACCCUACGUCAUGAAACAUUUGUGUGGUACCUUGCAAAGAGAUCUGGUGCCUCGCUGUCAGAAAGAAAUUCUCUCCUGGAUAAGUCAGAAAUAUCCUGGCCGCGGCGGACUUAAUAUAGUCAUAACGGAUUUUGUGUCGGAUAGCAACUUUCUAUUUUCCAAAACAGUUAUCCAGAGUAAUAUGAAACUUCUGCACAGUUAGUUUAAUUUUACUUCUGCUUCAAAAUAUAAAUAACAUA
Trachymyrmex cornetzi is the source of this 1024-nucleotide messenger RNA. RefSeq names its product PI-PLC X domain-containing protein 3. The transcript has 2 exons. The coding region runs from base 13 to 987 and encodes 324 amino acids. Lineage: Eukaryota; Metazoa; Arthropoda; Insecta; Hymenoptera; Formicidae. The record is from RefSeq and is a predicted model, not a curated record. Gene Ontology annotation, molecular function: phosphoric diester hydrolase activity. Gene Ontology annotation, biological process: lipid metabolic process.